AUGGCCUAUCCCGACAUCUCCAAUCGCCGCAAAUUCCCCAACACCCGAAGCGCAAUCAUGCCAACCAGCCCUGCACAACUCCACGGCGCAGCCUUGAUCGCACCAACAUACCACAUCACCGUCAAAGUCCUACCACCGUCGUCAUCUAGCCACUAUCUCACGCACAUCCGCGCUGUCGACAACCCUGCAGAAAUCGCUCGCACCCGCGAACACCGCUCUUUCAGAACAGCAGCACACGACUGGAAACAUGAGCACUUCACAUGGAAUUCUUCCGAUAUGGACCGCGGCAUGAACAUCAGACCAAGAAUCAAAUGCGAGCUGGAGUGGGAGAGAGACAAGGAAGACGAGGAGACGGCGCGGGAUAUACGAAACCUAGCGGAGCAGAAGGGUGAGAGGGUACCUGAUAAGCGAGAGGCGCUCGCUAUGGCUUGGCUAGCGAGAGCGGGAAAGAUGGCUGUCGGUCGCGCCAUAUACGAACCUGAUUUCGGGGUCGGGGAUGAGAAGGAGUUCUUGAUCGUCAGCAGUAGAGCCGGAGAUUCCGUGGAGGCGAGCCUAUAUGUGGAUGGGAAGGGAGAGAAGAAGUUUAUCGCGAAGGCUGUCGGGGAGAAUCAUUUCGACGCUGUUAUGGUGCUGGAGAAUGAUUUGGAUGGCUACACUUCCGAUACCUUUCCAUGGACGCAUCACCCUACAUGCGUAGACAUCGUACUACCCAGUAAAGAGAACGAGAGCACAGGAUCAGAUGUUCAUCAGGCAUUCUGUGCCUACACCAAUGCCAACUACAACAACGGUCGCGGAAUCAGCUUUGUUGUGAGCCCCGAGGUCGCGGCUAGUGUAACGAUGGAGACGUUCGGCAUGAGCAUCGGAGGCAUGGAAGGCCAAGUGGGUGAAGAGAUGGGUAUGUGGGAAGUAAAAUAUGCAGGAGAAAAGGGCAAAGGGUUGUUUGCAAAGAAAGAUAUCGCCGGGAUCUUUCCAGGCGAGAGCUUGAUUGUGCAGACUCCUGUGCUGUUCGUCGCUAAGCAGAUACUGGAAAUUCCGGAGAUGCCGAGGCCACAGCUCGUCUUGAAGCAGGCAGUCGAUCAGUUGCCGACAAAAACUAGAGAGAUGGUCAAGAAAUUGGACGUUAAUGUGGAUGGCACCGUCGAAGACAUCGUCGUGACGAACGGCAUUGCUGUGAAAUGGCCAUGGGUUGAUGAGCUGCCCCAGCUUUUGGCAGUUAUUCCCGAGGCUGCGCGUAUCAAUCAUGCUUGUCGACCAAACACUCUAUGGCGUUUCGACGACUACACCCUCUCAUUCGAAGUCUUCGCUCUCAAGGACAUCAAGCCCGGCGAAGAGAUUACGAGAAGCUAUGGCUUCGAAAAGCGUGCUCGUCGACGUCGCGUGAAGUCUAUAGAAGCAAACUUCGGUUUCACCUGCACCUGCCCUCUAUGCACCGCAGACGACGACGCAACAAUGGCAUCCAACGACCGCCUCUCAGAGAUCAAAGCCCUGAAAUCCGUUCUACCCACCGACCCAGAAGAUUCACCGCAGCUUCUCGGCCUCCUCCCCAAGCUCAUCGAGCACCUGGAAGAGGAAGGUCUCUUAACCGAACUACCCCAGUACGAAGAGAUCCUAGCGUACACGUGGAGUAGUUUCGGAAUCGAGGAUCGGGCGAAGUACUGGGCGGGUAGGGCGCAGAAACAUUGGGCUGUUGUAGCUGGUAAAGAGAGCUGGGAGCAGAGGAGGUGUGGGGAGUUGGAGGCGAAUGUUAGGGGCCAUCAGACCUGGAUGACGUGGAAGGGCGAUCCUUGGGAGGGUGUUGGUGAGGGGCAUCCGUGGGAUGAGAAGGAAGGGGAUGGACAUGAUCAUGAGCAUGAGCAUGGACAUGAACAUGGACAUUGA
Molecule: messenger RNA, 1878 nt
Organism: Alternaria infectoria
Lineage: Eukaryota; Fungi; Ascomycota; Dothideomycetes; Pleosporales; Pleosporaceae
Exons: 6
Coding region: 1-1878 (625 amino acids)
Molecular function (GO): protein binding
Source: RefSeq, a predicted model, not a curated record